AUGGCGUGUUACUUUGUUGACGAACAUAAUGCUGAUAAUGCAAAGGCGGUAACCGAUCGAGCUGAAUGUAAACACGUAAUCGCGCUCGUGCAGCCAGUUAACCUGCUGCUCGCACUGUUCAAUUUACCGUUCUUGACGGGCAACGACAACGCGAGAAGCAUGAUUAUGCAUAAUCAUAUACUAAAUUCAUCAGUACCACUGACAUCUGAAAAUACUCAAAAAACACUUUGUGGUCAUUUACAUCAAAAGAUAAAUCAUAGUUCAGAAAGACUUCUAAAAUUAGCUCCGUAUCCAAUCUUAGGUACUGAUCCUAGCUUGAAAAAUUUAAAUUUCUCAAAUAAAUUAUCAAGAUCUCUCCAUUCAAUAGAUACUCAAAAAACACUUGAUGCUAAUCUACAUCAAAAGAUAAAUCUUAUUUCAGACAGACAACUGAAAUUAGCUUUGUUUCCAAUCUUAGAUACUGAUCCUAGUUUGAAAAAUUUAAAUUUCUCAAAUAAAUUAUCAAGAUCUCUCCAUUCAAUAGGAAAUCAAAAGGAAAAAAAUAUUUCUGUACAACAUUCAGCCCUAAGAUUAAGUUUAUUUUCAAAUAUGCCUCCAUACAUACGAUUUUCUUCGCAUGAUAUAAAAGGUGAAUCAUUUCCAAAAGAUUUGCAAAAUGUUCUGAAAUGGAAACUACGUCCCAUUAGUCCAAUUGUUGUACGGCAUAUCAUUGAAAACAGUGGUUUUAAAUUAGUGAGAAGUGAGCUUUGCUUAGUUAAUAAUUUAAAUAAUCCUUCUGUCACUAAAGAUCAAUGUCAUCAAAAUUAUGUAUCUUUACAAAAACAUUAUGGUGUUACACCACCUAUUUUUGAUGUUUUUAGUGGAUUCAUGACGUUACCUCGAUCCCAAUCUAAUGAUUGGUUUGGAACCUGGGAUAAACAAAUGAAUUCAUUAUAUUUUAAAACUCUGCGUGAUCAACAAAAAUUUAAUCAUUUUCCGGGAACAUUUGAAAUUGGACACAAAGAUAAAUUAUGGAAAAACUUGCAUAGGCUUAUGUUGAUAUAUGGUGAAGAUCAAUUUGGUUUCAUACCUACAUCAUACAUAUUACCUCAUGAUCUUAGAAUCUUAAAACAAGUCUGGAAGAAAAAUGAUAAAUGGAUUAUUAAGCCGCCAGCAUCUGCUAGAGGAACUGGAAUUCGUGUGAUAUCAAAAUGGAGUCAAAUACCAAGAAAUAGAUAUUUAGUUGUACAAAGAUAUAUUGAUAAUCCUUUUUUAAUCAAUGAUACAAAAUUUGAUUUAAGACUAUAUAUCCUCAUUACUUCAAUCAAUCCUCUCCGGCUUUAUCUAUAUGAAAAUGGGCUUGUAAGAUUUGCUUCAGUCAAGUACUCAUCUGAUCUUACUACAAUAUCUGAUCGAUAUAUGCAUUUGACUAACUACAGUAUUAAUAGACUCGGUAGUCAGUACACUGAAAAUGAAGAUGCUGAUGCAUGUCAAGGACAUAAGUGGACAUUACGAUCAUUGUGGAAAUACAUGGAAAAAGAGCGUAAACUUGAUGUUAAAAAAAUAUGGGAUAGUUUGACCGAUUUAGUUAUUAAAACAGUAAUCAGUGGAGAACUGCCAAUAAGCCAAAAGUGUUCAUCAAACCUAGGCAACAGAUACAAUGCGUAUGAGUUAUUUGGAAUUGAUGUUUUGUUUGAUGAUGAUCUUAAGCCUUGGAUAUUAGAAGUUAACAUAUCUCCUUCUCUACAUACUUCUUCACCACUUGAUGUAGCAGUUAAAGGGCCAUUAGUUAAAGAUUUAAUGAAUAUGGUUGGUUACCAUAUACCAAAUAAAAUGUCACUUACUACAUAUAAUACAUUACUCAAAAUGUUAAGAGUUAAAUCACGACUAUGUUAUGAUAAAAGAUUAUAUACAUUUAAUUUAUCAGCUAAAGAAAGAAAAAAACAAGAAUAUUUUGCAAAUGUUAAAUCUAGAGAAGAAUAUAUUGACUCUAUAUUAGAAGAUCUUUUACCAGAUGAUGUUCGACAUCUUAUUACUUACGAGGAUGAACUCACUGAAAUUGGAUCAUUUCAAAAAGUAUUUCCAACUAAUUCAUCUUUUAAAUAUCAUGAAUUCUUUGAUGGUCCUAGGUAUUAUAAUAUGCUAUUUGAUGCAUGGGAAUGUAAAUAUAGUAAGAAUAGAGAAGAAGGUAUUGCUGUGUUAGAAAAAUUGUGUCAGUUAAAAGUUCAUUUAGAAGUGUCAAACAUUAACGAAGAAUAAUCAAAAACACCCACCAAAAUAUACAAGUGAAAGUUGAAAGAUCGAACAUUGUUAAAAUUGAUGACCAUCAACAAGCGGUCAUUAGACAGGAGCGGCAAAUUUAAUUUCGAAUAGGGGCGGAUUAUGUAAGCAAAAAAUUGUUAAAUCAGCUCCUGCUUCGGCCGUCGGCAUCUCUCCGUGCUCACGAUUCCGCAAUAUGAAUCCUACGCAAACAACGUAAUUGGACGGUUCGACCAGCGGUUUAGCACGUUCGUGUUUCACAACGCGAGAGUGGGUCAUUCACAUCGAAAAAAUCUAAGUACGCCAUUGUGUGUACCUAAUGACUCGUUACACCGAUAAAUAUAUAACGUUUUAUAAAUAAUAACGUUUUUUUGAUGAAAUAAAAGUACCUAUUGUCAACUACUUACCUACUUGACAAUAAUUCGUUUUAUUCUGACUUUCUAUUUUCUACAAAGUUUUCAAUUAAAAUAAAUUCCAUUAACUCGUUAAAUAUUGAACAGUAGUACGAGUAAAAUGCGAUGGACAGAAUAAUGUAGUUCAAUAUUAGGUAAUUCUAAUAUACCUAGUGAAGUGUUUAAAUUUAAUCAACGUACUAACGUUUUUCUUUUUGUUACAGUUUAGAAAAUAACUUUUAAGCUCUACAGAAGUUAUGUUAAAUGUUUCUGUGUUAAGUGCAUGUAUGACAUACCUAAUCAACCAUUAUCCUUUUUGUAUAAGUGUUCUAGCGUUCAAGAAUGAGAAAAUCUUUCACCAAUUUUUUAUUCGAAAACGUAAAAUAUAAUUUGAAGUUAUAAUUUUUACAAAAGGUUUUAUUUUUUAUAAUUUUCCCUCAUUGAUACUCCCCCCCCCAACCGUACAAAGAAUCCUUAACGCUUAAAUUAAGUAAAGUUAGGGAUAAAAACUCUUAUUCAUAGAAAUAAAUAUAAAUUCAGCGCACUUGUUAAAAUGUGUCUAGCAAUAAUAAUAAUCUAACAAUGGUAUGGCAUUACUCAUUAUUUCAAAAUUAGUGGCUGGUUUUCAACCAUCAUUUUUAAUUUCCUGUAUACAAAUAUAUUUUAAAUUUAUCUAUAUUGUAUUAUUAAUGUUAUUAGUGAACUCACUUUAUUUAGCAAUGUGUUUAAAUAUAAUUUACAUAAGAUAUAUUUAUCGAUUUUGAUUUUGAUACAUAAAUGAAGUAAGAGUUAUUUAUCUAAUUCGUAUGA
This is a messenger RNA of Sipha flava (yellow sugarcane aphid), 3440 nucleotides long. RefSeq names its product tubulin polyglutamylase TTLL4-like. The coding region runs from base 1 to 2238 and encodes 745 amino acids. The record is from RefSeq and is a predicted model, not a curated record. Gene Ontology annotation, biological process: protein polyglutamylation; microtubule cytoskeleton organization. NCBI's taxonomy places the organism in Eukaryota, Metazoa, Arthropoda, Insecta, Hemiptera, Aphididae. The transcript is spliced from 19 exons. Gene Ontology annotation, molecular function: tubulin-glutamic acid ligase activity; tubulin binding. Gene Ontology annotation, cellular component: cilium.